This is a messenger RNA of Ruditapes philippinarum (Manila clam), 1357 nucleotides long. RefSeq lists its product as uncharacterized. Gene Ontology annotation, biological process: negative regulation of signaling receptor activity. Gene Ontology annotation, cellular component: plasma membrane. The record is from RefSeq and is a predicted model, not a curated record. The coding region runs from base 779 to 1294 and encodes 171 amino acids. NCBI's taxonomy places the organism in Eukaryota, Metazoa, Mollusca, Bivalvia, Venerida, Veneridae. Gene Ontology annotation, molecular function: type 1 cannabinoid receptor binding. The transcript is spliced from 3 exons.
GAUCUUUUGGAUCAUAUUAUGUUAUAUCUGUAGCAAUAUCUUUGGUGAAUAAAACCAUAUUACUUUAUCUAAAAGCAUGCAUACUGUACUAUAUAUAGAGUUGAUCUUCUAUAAUGUAUAACUAGUAUGAGAACGCGGUAAAAUAUAAGUCACCGUGCCAGAACGAGACAUACCGAGAUUCUAGUGAACAAUAUCUUUAUUUCAUGUCUCUCUAUAUACACGCUAAGUUUUGUAUAUGUAAACGUACCUAUAGUGUAACAAUAUAUAAAGAAAGUAGACCAGUAUGUAGUGUUUCUUUUCUAUUUAUAUUCUUUAUAGAGUUCAGUACAUGUAUUAUGACUAUACAUCUAUACAUGUUCAGUGCAUUGGAUGGACAUUACAUUAAGAGAUGUUUUAAAUUAAGAAGUACUGUGUACAUGUUGACUUGCGAAAAUUUCAUUAAAGUGUCUAGUCAUAGUGUUAUUUAAAUGAUAUUUGAUUGUAAGGUUAUGCCUAAACAUGUAUUAAUUUUACAAUUAUGUGACUUGAAUAUAUCUUGUAUCAUAUAGCAUAUUGUACAGAAAAAUACUGCAGAUGUUGAAUCAUCCGACAAUGAUAUCUCAGAAUGAAUCCGGAAUCAAUAAUCGCACGUGAGAAGCUAUCACCUGCUCUACAGCAGACGUAGAUUCCGUUUAGUUAACUACAAGUGCAUUAGAAGAACUAAUAACAAAUUGGUGAAAUUUGAUACUGUUAUUUCGUGAUUCUUAAAUAAAAUACGGGAACGCUCUGCAUCACGUAAAUGAUUGAGAUAAAGAGGUAUUUUCAACAAAUGACAACGGAAUUUAAAGUGAAAUUACGGCUUGUGGAAAAGAAAAGUGGAGAAGUUGUUAGUUAUAAACAAGAUGGUGAGAGAUUUGGUCAGGCUGUCACUGUAAAGUUGACUACAGAUACGGAGUAUGAGAUAAGUGUAUCUACCCGACCUGCAAUCAUCAUUGAGAGGCUUAUGAUAAACGGAGAAUCUCAGACAUUAUUAGAUCAUAUAGCUGGAGGUAAUAGAGAUGACAGCGAUUCUAAAACGUAUAUUAUACAUUACUCAACUAUUGGAUAUGACGUCAGCAAAGGCGGAAGCAGGAAAAAUAUUCCAUUUACACUUGAAGAUGGUAAAACAAUGAAAACAAGUCUUCAGUGCAAGUUAUAUAGAACAGGAGAAAAAAGUCAUUCUCAUUGGGGUCAGACACUUUCAGCCAUUGAUAUAGACUGUAAGGCAGAAGAGGGACGAUCUUAUAUCACUGUGACAAGAGAAAAAUAUCUGUGAUAUUAAACACAUAAUGUAACUGUUCAAAUAUAAAUAGAUUCUCAAUAAAGAAGUCGAAAAAUU